UGCCAUGGCAACAAGCUAGAGCAUCGCCAUUUUGUCAGUAGGGUUUUUUUCCCAGCUCAGUCUUUUCAAAUGUUCUCCCUUCCCGCCGGAAUAAUGCUGCCAGUGGAUAUAUAUUUGACGUUUUUGGAUAUCGAAAUGCGUCUAGUGGACCGGAUUAAGAAGAUCAAGAGGCCGACGUUUUAACAUAGUUGAAAUAAUUAGGCGGCGCCGCACUAACUCAGUUGUCCGUGUCUCUGGUCCACCGGGCCGGUUCACUGCGCAGGUUUGGACCGCGCGCCAUUUUGUGAAAAUUGACACAAAAUUCUUAACCAAAAUUAUCAGAGGACACGGUUUCUGUUUCAUGUUUGAAACACUCUGGAUUCAACAGCAUUGUCGUCAUCGUCGACGCUGCCGACGCUAAAUGUGCUAAAGACACGGUAAAAUCUGGAUUUGGCGUAACGUUUAUUUAGCGGCGGCUAAAAGUGUUAGCUCGAGGCUAGCCAGCAGGUAGCUAAUGCUAGCUAGCCGUUCCGCUGAGGUUAGCUAGCCAGUUAUGCGUGCUAGUCAACGCUAGCAUGCUGCUAGUCACCAGCUGAUGGUAACCUUAGUCAAACGCUGAUGUUGUGCACUGAAGCUCGGGAGAUGAGACGCGUUUUAAGCCAGUGUGGAGGAUUAUUUUAGAGGUAGCCGAGCUGCGGACCGGGGACCGGAUUCACCGUUAACGUUACUCGCUAACCGUGCAGGGAGGGGAGAGAAGCAAGCUGGAUAAGUUUCCUCAUCAUACAGGUUAUUGGACUUUAAAUGAAGAUCGUGCCAUCAGAGGGGAGCAGAGGACCACACGGACGGAGAGUCCCGCUGCUCCGGCCGACGAGAGGCACACUGUCAUCUGGUUUGCUGCUGGACUCUCCUGCCAGGAUGAUAUGAAAUUUUACAGGAGAUGAUGCAUCCAGGAGGAGAGACUUCAGCAUGCAAACCUUCGUCCGUCCGGCUUGCGCCCUCUUUUUCUUUACACACUGCUGGUCUUCAGAUGGCUGCUCCAAUGCCCCAUACGCACCAGCAGUACAGUGACCGCCACCAGCCAAGCACUGACCAAUCUGUUACGGUUUUACCGUACAGCGACCAGACACCACAGCUCACUGCCAAUCAGAGGCACAUGCCCCAGUGCUUUCGUGACCCAACUUCAGCUCCCCUGAGGAAGCUCUCCAUUGACCUUAUCAAAACAUACAAACACAUCAAUGAGGUGUAUUAUGCAAAAAAGAAGCGACGGCACCAACAGGGUCAGGGUGAAGACUCCAGUCACAAAAAAGAGAGGAAAGUCUUCAAUGAUGGCUAUGACGAUGAUAACUAUGACUACAUCGUCAAGAAUGGGGAGAAGUGGAUGGACCGCUAUGAGAUUGAUUCCUUGAUAGGAAAAGGAUCAUUUGGACAGGUUGUGAAAGCGUACGACCGUGCUGAGCAGGAAUGGGUUGCCAUUAAGAUCAUCAAGAACAAGAAAGCUUUCCUCAAUCAAGCCCAGAUUGAAGUGCGCCUCCUAGAGCUCAUGAACAAACAUGAUACCGAGAUGAAAUACUACAUCGUUCACCUAAAGCGUCACUUCAUGUUCCGGAACCACCUCUGCCUCGUGUUUGAGAUGCUUUCCUAUAACCUGUAUGACCUACUCCGAAAUACCAACUUCCGCGGUGUCUCGCUCAACCUCACCCGGAAGUUUGCCCAGCAGCUAUGCACGGCGCUGCUCUUCCUGGCCACGCCUGAGCUCAGCAUCAUCCACUGUGACCUGAAGCCUGAAAACAUCCUCCUUUGUAACCCCAAGAGGAGUGCCAUCAAAAUAGUGGACUUUGGCAGCUCAUGCCAACUGGGACAAAGGAUAUACCAAUAUAUCCAGAGUCGCUUCUACCGUUCCCCAGAGGUGCUGCUGGGAAUGCCCUAUGACCUGGCCAUCGACAUGUGGUCCUUGGGUUGCAUCUUGGUAGAGAUGCACACUGGAGAACCUCUCUUCAGCGGAGCCAAUGAGGUGGACCAGAUGAACAAAAUAGUCGAGGUUCUUGGUAUCCCACCUAAUCACAUAAUGGACCUAGCCCCAAAAGCCAGGAAGUUUUUUGAGAAGCUUUCAGAUGGUACAUGGAGUGUUAAGAAGACCAAAGAUGGCAAAAGGUAUAAGCCUCCAGCCUCUCGGAAGCUCCACUCCAUCCUGGGUGUGGAGACAGGGGGUCCAGGUGGCCGGCGGGCGGGGGAGUCUGGCCAUGCUGUUGCUGACUACUUGAAGUUCAAGGACCUGAUCCUCCGGAUGUUGGACUAUGACCCUAAGAGCCGCAUCCAGCCCUACUAUGCCCUGCAGCACAGCUUCUUCAAGAAGACUGCGGAUGAGGGGACCAACACAAGCAGCAGCGUGUCCACAAGCCCCGCAUUAGAGCAGUCCCAGUCUUCAGGAACCACCUCCAGCACCUCCUCUAGUUCAGGAGGAUCUUCUGGGACAAGUACCAGUGGCAGAGCAAGAUCAGACCCUACCCAUCACCACUUGCACAGUGGAGGACACUUCGGCGCGGCCUUGCCUACCAUCGAUGGUGACAGCCUCUGCCCACAGGCAAGACAGCCUUACCCACCCCCUCUGGUGUGGGGAGGUGGUGUUGGACCAGAGUCAGUCGCUGGAGAGACCCACCCAGUCCAGGAGACCACCUUCCAUGUCCCCCCUCAGCACCCUAAGGCCCUGCAUCCCCACUCACAUACUCAUCACCACCACGGGCAGAUGAUGGCUACACGACCACGCCCACGCCACUACACCUCCCCGACACACAGCUCCUCAACACAGGACUCCAUGGAGGUAGUUCAUGGCCAUCUGUCCAUGACCUCCCUGUCUUCCUCUGCCUCCUCUUCCUCUACAUCGUCCUCUUCCACUGGGAACCAUGGCAACCAGGCCUACCAGCUCCGCCAUUUGCCUGCCGGAGCCCUUGACUUUGGUCAGAAUGGUGGGCUGAGCAUGGGGCUAGGUGCCUUCUCGAACCCACGGCAGGAGACUGGCAUGGCAGCGCACCCUGCAUUCUCCAUGGGCACGAACACAGGGCCUGCCCACUACCUAGCGGAAGGCCACCUGGGCAUGAGGCAGGGCAUGGACCGGGAGGAAUCUCCAAUGACUGGAGUGUGUGUGCAGCAGAGUUCUAUGGCCAGCUCGUGACUGCACUGACAUUUGGCUGUGUGUUCCCCCCUGUGCGUCAUUUUUAAGGUGGUGUUUUUUACUACAAGGUGUGUUGAGAACAAAAGCUGCUCACGUCAGAAGGGAGAUAUCACUGAACCGCUACUACAGAGAAAAAGCUUUGUUAAAAGUAUAUAUGUAAUUUUCAUCCGUUUUUCUUUUGCAAUCAUUAGGCACAAAAUAAUACUGCGGAAUAAACAUAGUGAGAUUGAGACAUCCAUCUUACCAUUUCACCAGUUUCAUGUAACCACCAAGUAAUCACCAUAUGGUAUUUUGUGGCAAAAUCUUCUAAGGAGCAUUUCAGAGCAAAGUUUGAAGCUGUUUUGCAGGUAGCUGUUGGUGAUGAAAUGCUUGGCGUCCUCUUUCGGUUCAAACUGUGGACUGCCUGACAUUAUUGUUCCACUGGUUCUUAAUUAUUUUGCCCUUUUUUAAGUGAAAUUUCUCGUAAAAGCUGCUUGUAAAUCCUGUAGCUUGACAAUGAGGGGGAAGUGUUUGCGGUGAUAUUUCUUGUUGUUGGUCGGUAUUGUGUAACUCUGUUAAAGGGGAGCACAUAGCAGUGGAGUCCCUAUAGCUUGUGCUGGCCGGGUGGAGAGGAGACCCUGGAGGUGGAUACUGACACCAACUGGGUCAAAGGAGAGGGAGGCACCACCCCUCAGGCCUAGAGGCCCCGUAGUCCUGCAAGCUGCAACCCGGCCCCGGCACAGAUGAGAGCAGCGAUGGGCGCAGGAGACGAAAGGAUCCAGCCCAGUUAAAGGAAGACAGUCAGCGGCUGGUUCUAGAUAAUCCUUUGGCCUUAUGACUCAUGGACUUGGAAUGGGAUGGAGCUGGACAUUAUCAUUUGAAUUAAGAUGGCUUUUCUCUAUUUUUCUCUCUAGACAGCCCUUAAUUCUUUAAGGAAAUUAAAACAACUUAGAAAAGGUAAAUAAGAAUGGUAAUUUGAGGCCUUUCUCGACAAAGAUUUCUUCUUCAGCAGGGCCCCACAUAACAGGGUCUUAUUGUACACAACAACCUCCUAAACAUUACUUCCUUGAAAAUCUUAUUCACUGGUUAAGGAUUUUGCAGUGGAAAGAACUAUCUAUUCCAGAGUCUACCCUUUUAUGUUUUGUUAUUUUUCCCUUUUGCAUGUAGUUCCUCAUCAGAACCACCUGCACAAGUCUCUCCAUCCAAAACAUGGAAACUGAAGAAAAAAAUGAGUUAAGUGACUGCCUUUUUUCUCCUCAAAUUAUGCUGUGAAUUUUACAAGAAUUUAUUUUCCCUUUGGAUAUGUUUUUAUACCAAAGCAGUUGUUUUAUAGCAUAUAGGUGUCUGUAACCAAUAAUGUAGCAGUUCACCACUUUGACGCAAAGUUUAUCAAGAUCUUAUUUUAACGUCAAUACAAACAGCUGCAAUAUAUUACUUUAGCAAAACUGGAGACCGUUGUUGAGACCGUUGGCUAUUGUGUAUUCUGGCCAGAUUUGUUUGCAACGUUUUACCAAAACUGUUUCCAUAUUAAUUGGUAGAUUAUUUUGGGAGUCUUUUAAAAACUUUGGUAUGUUAGAGAAUUUGGUAGUUACUCUGCAGGCUCCGGAGUAGCAAGAUAGAAGCUGAUGGUUUAAAAAAAAAAAAAAAAGGAGACUAAUGCGUUCUAUUUCUGUGUCGUCGUUUUUCUUUUGCCCCCAUCAUACUAUUUCAAAGGGUUUUGCUGCCUUUCAUACAUCAUUUGGUCAACUUGGCUAGUUUCUGCUGUGAAGCAUGACUUAAUGUCAUUGUCUUGGCAGGGUAAGAAUAAUUGUGGCAAAUCAGUUUGUGUUGAAUGGUAUUUUUCUGAUUUGGAAGGGCAAAUCCCCCAUGAUUGUUGUCCUAUUCAACAGGGAAAGGGUGUCCGUAAGCCCACAAUCACAUGCUUUGCCUAGGCAGACAUGCAUGUCCUCAAAACAUUAGUCAAUAACCAGAUUUUUUUUUUUUUAUAUCAGGGAUUUUGAAGUGCUUUCUUUCUUCUGUUGCUCAUUUUACCAGCUUUGAAAUUAAACAGAAAAACCUGCCCACAGCCACCAUUCAAAUUAAAGGGCAGGCCACAGGUCAUGCUGUUGCCAUUUUAAAGGAGAAACCAUCAUAAGAGACCAUGCUUGGUAUUUCCACAAACACAAAUGUAAAGCUACCUAUAUUGAGAUUGGGGUUUUAUCUGGAUGUCAAGGUUAAUUGCAAAUUUGCAAUCAUUUUUCAUACCCCGCAGAAUUUGAGACAUUUAGAAAUCGCCAGUGGUUUUAUUACUGGCACUCAUACUGGUACUAAACAUUCCAAAAAUAAAGACUGAAAAAGAAAAAAAAUUGACUGCAGUGACUCGUAAGUGUGCGCCUAUUUCAGAUCAUGCUGAUUGACCUCUUAUUUAGAGCAGUUGUCAUGAAAUGCAGCCCCUUUUUAAUAGUUGAAAUAGAAUUUAUGUAUAUAUUUAUAUUUUUUUAAUAAAGGAAGUAUAGAACUCACUACCUUGCUCCUGCUGGUAUGUUGAUUAUGUUUGUCAAUUUGGUGACCAUUCAGUGGGCAGGAACUCCUGUUUUCUUAGUGGCAAAACCUUGCCUUUUGGCAAAGGUACUUGACUACAUCAGGACAACACUAUGAGGUAGGGUUUGAAUCAAACAGGGAAAGCUAGAUCUUCAAACCUUAAUAAUUUUCACAGGGUAUAUUGUAAGUGCAUGUACAUCACAAACCUUACUUUUUGGUUAUAUGAGAAGCACAUGGUUGAAAAAAAAAAAGGUUCCAUCUUUCAUAAGCCUGUUCAGUUUGUGGGUUAUACACAAACACGUAUACUUGUCGACAUAUCUGAACACCCAACAGAAGUUGAAAUCCUCUUAUUUAAUUUGGAUUUAUCCUUUUCAUUUUUGAUUUCACAUUUUUUCACUUUUUUUGUACAUGCAACAUGCACUAUAGAAUUGAACAGCAUGGGGGAAAGGAUAAGUCCAUGUAUCCACAGAUUGUAAGAUCUAGUCAAGACUUUGCUGUGUUUAUGACAAUGCCCUUUGUAUUAUAUUAAGACAGUCUUAUGUAUGAUAUAUAAAAAGAAGUUAAUUGAA
Anoplopoma fimbria (sablefish) is the source of this 6216-nucleotide messenger RNA. RefSeq names its product dual-specificity tyrosine-(Y)-phosphorylation regulated kinase 1A, b (gene dyrk1ab). The transcript is spliced from 13 exons. Gene Ontology annotation, biological process: positive regulation of DNA-templated transcription; protein autophosphorylation; peptidyl-threonine phosphorylation. The record is from RefSeq and is a predicted model, not a curated record. Gene Ontology annotation, molecular function: ATP binding; transcription coactivator activity; protein serine/threonine kinase activity. NCBI's taxonomy places the organism in Eukaryota, Metazoa, Chordata, Actinopteri, Perciformes, Anoplopomatidae. Gene Ontology annotation, cellular component: nucleus. The coding region runs from base 917 to 3148 and encodes 743 amino acids.